Messenger RNA from Ceratotherium simum simum (southern white rhinoceros), 2325 nucleotides. RefSeq names its product tweety family member 2 (gene TTYH2). Gene Ontology annotation, molecular function: intracellularly calcium-gated chloride channel activity; volume-sensitive chloride channel activity. The record is from RefSeq and is a predicted model, not a curated record. Lineage: Eukaryota; Metazoa; Chordata; Mammalia; Perissodactyla; Rhinocerotidae. Gene Ontology annotation, cellular component: plasma membrane.
GGCGGCAGCUAAGGCCGCGGCGGGCGGGCGGGCGGGCUCGGGCCGAGCCAUGCCAGCCGCGCGCAUGGAGUACAUCGCGCCCUGGUGGGUGGCGUGGCUGCACAGCGUCCCGCACGUCGGCCUGCGCCUGCAGCCGGUGAACAGCACCUUCAACCCCCGCGAUGCGAGUUACCAGGAGUCUCUGCUGUUCCUGGGGCUGGUGGCCGCCGUCUGCCUGGGCCUGAACCUCAUCUUCCUCGCGGCUCACCUGGUCUGCGUGUGCUGCUGCAGGCAGGACGACGCGGUGCAGACCAAGCAGCGCAACUCCUGCUGUGUCACCUGGACAGCCGUGGUGGCCGGGCUCGUCUGCUGUGCUGCGGUGGGUGUUGGCUUCUAUGGAAACAGCGAGACCAACGAUGGGAUGUACCAGCUGAUCUACUCCUUGGACAACGCGAACCACACCUUCUCUGGGAUUGAUACCCUGGUGUCUGGAACCACCCAGCAGAUGGAGGUGAACCUAGAGCAGCACCUGGCCCGGCUUGGUGAGAUCUUUGCCGCCCGUGGCGAUUACAUCCAGACGCUGAGAUUCAUACAGCAGAUGGCAGGUACCAUCGUGGCCCAGCUCUCAGAGCUGCCUGUAUGGAGGGGGGUCACGGCCGAGCUGACCGAGCUGUCUGACCAGGCUGGCCACGUGGAGUACUACAGGUGGCUCUCAUACCUCCUGCUCUUCAUCCUGCACCUGGUCAUCUGCUUCAUCACCUGCCUGGGACUGGCCAAGCGCUCCAGGUGUCUCCUGGCCUUGAUGCUGUGCUGUGGGGCCCUGGCCCUGCUCCUCAGCUGGACAUCCCUGGCCGCUGACACCGCGGUGGCAGUGGCCACCAGUGACUUCUGCGCAGCUCCCGACACCUUCAUCCUGAACGUCACGGAGGGCCAGAUCCACACAGAGGUGACCCGUUACUACCUGUAUUGCAGUCAGAGCCUAAGCAGCCCCUUCCAGCAGGCACUGACCAUCUUCCAGCGCUCGCUGACCACCAUGCAGAUCCAGGUCGUGGGACUGCUGCAGUUUGCUGUGCCCCUCUUUCCCACAGCAGAGAAAGAUCUGCUCGGAAUCCAGCUCCUGCUGAACUCAUCAGAGUCCAGCCUUCACCAGCUGACAGCCAUGUUGGAUUGCCGAGGGCUGCACAAGGACUACCUGGACGCCCUCGCUGGCAUCUGCUAUGACGGCAUCGAGGGCUUGCUCUACCUCGGCCUCUUCUCCAUUCUGGCCGCUCUGGCCUUCUCCACCUUGAUCUGCGCGGGGCCGCGGGCCUGGAAGCACUUUACCACCAGGGACAGAGACUAUGAUGACAUUGACGAUGACGACCCCUUCAACCCCCAGGCCCGGCGCAUUGCCGCCCACAGCGCUCCUCGGGGGCAGCUUCGCAGCUUCUGCAGCCGCAGCAGCGGGCUGGGCAGCCAGACUAGCCUGCAGCCCCCAGCCCAGACCGUCUCCAAUGCCCCCGUCUCGGAGUACAUGAACCAGGCGGUGCUCUUUGGUGGGAACCCACGCUACGAGAACGUGCCACUCAUCGGAAGGGGCUCCCCUCCUCCCACGUACUCUCCCAGCAUGAGGGCCACCUACCUGUCCGUGGCGGAUGAACACCUGAGACACUAUGGGAACGACUUUCCAGCCUAACACUUUCAGGGGUUCCUGCCUCCUUGAUCGUUUUGGUUUUUAAUUAAUGCAAAUGCAAGCUGCGUUUCUUUAAUAGAAACCAAAGGCGUCUGGAGACCACAUGCAGGGCUGCGGGAUUGGAAGGCGCCCGCAGCCGCAGAGGAACAGCUGAGAUUCAGGGAGAUUCAGCCUGGAGUUGGCUGAGGUUCCUGACCAAAGCCCCGGGCAGGCAGAAGACCCAUGACCUGGACCAGACUCUCCCUCUUCUGGCCUCCUCUCCACACCAGAAAUGCCCCUCAGGUGCUUGGCCGUCCCUAAGCUGGGACCCUGGUUCAGCUCACCCCUACAUCCCACCCUCGCCAGGUGGGGAGUGGCAGUGAGGAGGGGCCGGGUCAGGCUCAAGGGUCCCAUUGCCAAGACUGCCUCCUACUAGCACGGCCAGAAGCCCAGGUGACCACUCUCUGAGUCACCUCUCUCCCCCUGGCUGCAGGGAUAGGCAGCAUGUCCCUGCAGGUAUAGGUGGGAGGACUGAUCAGCAGAUGCUUUUAAGGGAAGUGAUGUCCCCGAUGAGACCAGACACUGUCCAGAUUAGUCUCCUGGGGCCAGAUGGACUCUUCCUGGGCCACAGAGGGAAAGCAUUGGAGAGCUCUGCAUUGAGGCUGGUGGCUCCAGGGCCGGGGGACCACAGCCUC